Messenger RNA from Oppiella nova, 1237 nucleotides. Lineage: Eukaryota; Metazoa; Arthropoda; Arachnida; Sarcoptiformes; Oppiidae. The record is from the annotation of a GenBank genome assembly.
GUGAAAUUGUAUUGAUUUUUGUCGUCAAAAGUGAAUCGCUUUUAAAAAAUCGUUAAUUAAUUGAGUUUUGGUUUGUUUUGUCGUAUCGUUUGACAAUCACUUGAGACACUCACCCGUGGUUUGCGUUGAAGACAAUUGUCUGCACGUCUUGUGUCCCAAAAUGUCGACCGAAUUGGAGGACAACAAUGUCUUGAAGUUAUCCAAAACUGAAGCCAAAGAACUGCUCCAGAAGUGGAGGGAAGAGAACGCCCGACACUCGGAACAAGUGAGGGAUAUCUGGAUGAACAUCGACUUCGGUGGUAGUCUCGGAGACGAGAAGUGGCAGGUCUUGGAACAGGUGUGCGUCGCCGCCAUCGACCUCCACGACAACGAACUCAUCAAAGAAUGUCUGCAGCAGUUAGACAACAAGUUCCCCAACAGUUGUCGCGUCAAACGGCUGAAGAUUAUGGCGAAACUGGAGUUAAGAGAGCGCUUCGAAGACGCCCUCCAGAUGUACGACCAGAUGAUCGCGAAAGACGAGUCCAAUUCCCUUCUAUACAAACGCAAGAUUGCGAUCCUUUUGGCCGAACGCCGGGUCGCCGAAGCGAUCAAAGAGCUGUGCGAUUACCUCAAGAAGUUUAUGAACGACACGGAGGCGUGGCUCCAGUUGUCGGACCUCUAUAUCGAGGAACAGGAGUACAGCAGAGCGGCCUUCUGUGUGGAAGAGCUCAUCCUCGCGAACCCACACAACCACUUAUACCACGAAAGGUAUGCCGCCAUUCAGUACACCAUUAAUACGGCGGAGAGUCUGGAGCUGUCGCGGAGCUACUUCUCACAGGCACUGCGACUCAACCCAAACAACUUGCGAGCCCUCUAUGGCCUCCUAUUGUCGGCCAAUAGUGUGGCCGCUCUUCCGAAGACCACUUCCCAGAAGAAGAGAGAGAACCUCCGGUUAGCCAACUGGGCGUCCACUCAGAUCCAGAAGCUCUACAGAGAGGGCUCGGACGAUGAGAGUCGUAUCAACGCUAUGGAGGGAAUGUUAGCCAACUUACAGAUCACUCCAAACAGCACUUAAUUACCAUUAAAGUAGAGUUUAGUAUAGGUUUUAGUAUUGUUUUGCUUUUUUAAAUAUAAAUAUAAUUUUCUAUUUAAUUGUAUUUUUGUGAAUCAUUAAUGAAUUUAUUAUGAGUUCGUUGAACACAACUGUCGGACAUUUGUGUGUAUUCUUUGAAUUUUUCCACUGAUAUUAAAAUACGAG